AUGCUGGAGAAAAUGUCCAGGCGAAACCGCACCUUGCUCUCGCUGGGUCUCACCUCCUUGGCUCUCACUUUGUCGGUGUCGGCUUUCUGCACCUCCUACUGGUGCGAGGGGACGCACAAAGUGGUGAAGCCGGUCUGCUUGUCACCAGUCAAGAUGAAAAACUGUGGGAAGAACAACAGCCAGCCGUAUACAGAGGCUCCCACCUCGGACCCCAAAAACCCGAUCCCCAACGUGACGCUGUCUCCGCAGCAGAAAGAGGAGCUGGCUCUGCUUAGGAAGAAGCAGCUGGCCAACGCCGUCCAUUACCUGUGGGAAACCGGCGAGGACAAAUACAUGCUGAGAUACUUCCACACCGGAUUCUGGCUCUCCUGUGAACAACACAAUGAAGGUGAUGAGCAGGAGGAAAGAUGUCGCAGCUUUAUCGAACUGACUCCAGGAGAGACACAAGGUGUGCUGUGGUUUUCCGUCAUCAGCGAGUUCAUGUACAUCGGGCUGCUGGCGAUGGGUUUCCUGCUCAUGUGUGUGGAAGCAAUGUGCCUCUGUGCAAAGAAAGAGAUGGGUUCUUUGAAAAUCAAUGCCUACGCCGCCAUGUGCACCAUUCUGUCAGGCAUGAUGGGGAUGGUAGCGCACAUGAUGUACUCCACUGUGUUUCAGAUGACCGUUAGCAUCGGGCCGAAGGACUGGAGGCCUCAGUCCUGGGACUACGGGUGGUCGUUUGCCUUAGCAUGGCUGUCCUUCAGCUGCUGCAUGGCAGCUGCUGUGGCAACGCUCAACUCCUACACCAAGACCAUCAUUGAGAUGAAGCACCGGGCCAGGCUGAGGCUGGAGGAGGCCCGUGCUGCCACCAUCGCCCCCUCCUAUGAGGAGGUCGUUCAAGCCGGAGGAGGAGGGAUCUACUCCGUCAGUCAGCUGAUGACACUAGGACAGCAGGGGGUGCUUGUAGAUCCCAUGUGGCCCAGGGGCGUGGGACCGGCGGUCGGACCUUUGACAAGCAGCGCUGGGGGAACGUCGUUAGCUGGAGGUGGAGGAAUUGGAGCUGGCGGCACUGGGACGGGAAUGGGAGGAGGUGGGGGAACAAUGGGAGCAACAGGAGGAGCCGGAAUGGGAGCGGGAAGGAUGGUGGACUCUCAUGGUGUGGUGGUUGUGGAAGGAUGUGAAGACUGCGAGCGGGAGAUGGAUGAGAUCGACUACACUCUGCAGGACGAGCGAGAAGACUCGGUCUGCUAAGGCUCAGUGACACACGUGGAAUUCAAACGCCACAAGACUUGA
Nematolebias whitei (Rio pearlfish) is the source of this 1269-nucleotide messenger RNA. Its product is annotated as germ cell-specific gene 1-like protein. The record is from RefSeq and is a predicted model, not a curated record. The transcript is spliced from 6 exons. NCBI's taxonomy places the organism in Eukaryota, Metazoa, Chordata, Actinopteri, Cyprinodontiformes, Rivulidae. Bases 1 to 1227 code for a protein of 408 amino acids. Gene Ontology annotation, cellular component: plasma membrane.